Molecule: messenger RNA, 929 nt
Organism: Papilio polytes (common Mormon)
Lineage: Eukaryota; Metazoa; Arthropoda; Insecta; Lepidoptera; Papilionidae
Product: mitochondrial inner membrane protease subunit 1
Exons: 2
Coding region: 331-795 (154 amino acids)
Cellular component (GO): mitochondrial inner membrane peptidase complex; membrane
Molecular function (GO): serine-type endopeptidase activity
Source: RefSeq, a predicted model, not a curated record
AUAUUGGCAAAAUCAAAAAAAAAGAAUAACCAGUCGAAAUAAAGCGAUAUUUCAUAUGUAUCUAGUAUAAAUUAUGUUAAAACGGGGCUAAUUCCCGUAAAGCUAAUGCUAAAACUUUUCUGGGUUACAUUUAAAUAAUUGAAAUAAUUUUAUCAAUUUUCUUUUGCUAAUCAACGUCUUAAUCUAACCUACGAAUAACCUUCCAAAAUCUGUUCAACCAAUCAAAAUUAAAUAAUCAACGAACGAAAUAAGAAUCUUGAAAGACAAUAUGUUUAAUGACGCCCUAAUGUAAAUAAGUGUAUAUGAAAUAUUCAGCCGUCUUAAAUAGCAAUGACUAUUUUGAAAAUCUUAGGGAAGACUUGUGGAUUUCUUGGUUAUGUUUUUCAAUAUGCUUGUGUUACUCACUGUACAUUUGAAUACUUAGGGGAUUUUGUUAUGUGUCUCGGUCCAUCUAUGGAGCCAACAUUAGAAUCAAAUAAUAUAUUGCUCACAGAACAUGUCACACCGCGUUUACAUAGGUUGCAACAUGGAGACAUUGUUAUAGCAAAAAACCCAACAAAUCCCAAACAGAAUAUAUGCAAAAGAGUUGUUGGUUUACCAGGGGAUAAAGUUAAGGGAUAUUUUCCUAGAAAAAGUCAUAUUGUACCUCGAGGUCAUGUAUGGUUGGAAGGUGAUAACUCCGGGAAUUCAUCAGACUCAAGAGUAUUUGGACCGGUACCACUUGGAUUGAUUAGAAGUAGAGUUCUAUAUAGAGUUUGGCCUUUGGACAAAUUUUCGUCGUUACAAGCACAUUGAUUCAAAAUUGAAACUAUUUUUGUGUGUUGAGGUUAACUUGUAGGUGGGUAGAUCUAAACAAUUUAAAUUGUAAAUAUGUAGAAGAAAUUAUUUCUGAAUAAGUUUAGCACAAUUAUAUAUUUUAAGAUUUUAAA